AUGGCUAAUGACAACAAGAAGCCAGAGCAGUUACAGCCACAUCCAGUGAAGGAACAACUACCUGGAGUCCAAUACUGCAUCAACAGCCCUCCUCCAUGGCCUGAAGCAAUUGUGCUUGCAUUCCAGCACUAUCUCCUCACACUUGGCAUCACUGUCCUGAUACCCACCUUGAUUGUUCCUCAAAUGGGCGGCGGAAAUUUUGAGAAGGUGAGAGUGAUACUGACAUUGCUGUUCAUAUCAGGAGUGACCACUCUCUUGGAGACACUAUUCGGUACCCGGCUUCCAUCCAUUGCAUCUGCUUCCUUUGCCUAUGCCAUACCAAUCACCUCCAUCGUCACUGCCGAUCGAUUCCAGUCCAUUGCAGACCCUCAUGAGAGGUUUCUGCAAACAAUGAGAGCAAUCCAGGGUUCUCUCAUCAUCACUGGCUGCUUCCAAGUAGUCAUGGGGUUCUUGGGUCUUUGGAGAAACACUGCCAGAUUUCUUAGCCCACUUUCUCUUGCUCCAUGUGUUACUUUUUCUGGGCUUGGACUCUAUUAUCUUGGUUUCCCUGCUUUGGCAAGAUGUGUGGAGAUUGGGCUUCCACAAGUCAUCAUAAUGGUGUUCAUCACUCAGUAUCUUCCACACUAUGUGAAGUUUAAGAGGCCACUUUGCGAUCGAUUCGGGCUGCUAUUCUCGGUCCCUAUAGUAUGGCUGUUUGCUCAGCUCUUGACAUCAAGUGGAGUCUAUGACCACAAAUCUGUUGUCACCCAGUUGAGUUGUCGCACUGAUCGAUCUGGAUUCGUCUCUGCAGCUCCUUGGGUCUUUAUUCCUUCCCCAUUUCAAUGGGGAAGCCCCACAUUUAAGGCUGGAGAAGCUUUUGCAAUGAUGGCUGCUUCCUUUGUUUCUCUGUUUGAGUCAACUGGUACAUUCUAUGCAGCAGCUAGAUAUGGCAGCGCCACACCUGUCCCUCCUUCAGUUGUCAGCCGUGGCACUGGAUGGCUGGGAUUUGGAGUCCUGCUGAAUGGAGUAUUUGGCAAUGUGACUGGCUUUACAGCAUCAGUGGAAAAUGCAGGGUUGUUGGCUCUUACUAAAGUUGGGAGCAGAAGGGUAAUCCAGAUAUCAGCAGGAUUCAUGAUUUUCUUCUCUGUAUUUGGCAAAUUUGGAGCCUUUUUUGCAUCCAUACCAAUGCCAAUCAUGGCAGGCACAUACUGCAUCCUCUUCUGCUAUUUCUCAUCAGCAGGGCUUGGCUUCCUCCAAUUCUGCAACCUCAACAGUUUCAGAACAAAGUUCAUCCUGGGCUUCUCCUUCUUCAUGGGCAUCUCCAUUCCACAAUACUUCAGAGAGUACUUUCAACUCACUUCUCAUCCUCACUCUGGUUCCAGAUGGUUCUAUGAUAUAGUGGUGAUCAUCUUCAUGUCUCACACAACAGUAGCUGCCUUGAUCGCCUUGUUCUUGGACUGCACUCUCACAGGCGAGACCACCGACGAGGAGACGAGGAAAGACAGUGGGAUGAAAUGGUGGGACAAGUUCAUUCAGUGCAGCUCGGAUAUAAGGAGUGACGAGUUCUAUUCCUUGCCCUGCUGCCUUAACAAGCUCUUCCCAGCUCAUUAGAAGCAUGAACUAGCUAGACAGACUCACAGACAUUUGUUCUUCCCUCGUUAAAAAUUUACAUUAUUUUGUAU
Messenger RNA from Linum tenue, 1661 nucleotides. NCBI's taxonomy places the organism in Eukaryota, Viridiplantae, Streptophyta, Magnoliopsida, Malpighiales, Linaceae. The record is from the annotation of a GenBank genome assembly.